UUUUCUUAUCCACCACCACCGCACCGCUCUCUGAUGACAUGUCAGCUUCUUCUUGGCACACUCUCACCAGCCUCACCGCCCUCUCUUCCUUGACCUCAAAACGCCGUCGUAUUCUUCCCUCACCACCUCACUCCCUCACAGCUCCCCGCUGCUCUUCUUCCCUCACCGGCUUCCGAGAAAUCUCCGCCGAGCCUAAGCAGCCCCAGCCCGACGCUACAAGCUUCACCGAAGCGCUCAAGAAGCAAAACGACGUCGCCUCGCGGAACAAUGAAGACGACGAAGACGAAGAGGAUCAGGCAAUUUCCAAAGUUCCGGUUCCCAGGCAGAAGUACAUCCCGGUCUCCAAGGCCGAGCUGCUAGACGGCGUCGUUUCGAAGCUCUUUCCGGAUGAUGACGGUGAUUUGGAGCAGUUUCUUCUUCUCUCUAAGUGCUUGGAUUCGAUUCUGCAUGCGGAGCAUAAGAGCAUAUUGGAGGAAAUGCGAGCCGAUUAUUUGGAUUCGAAUUCUGUGGAGUACAAGCAAGCAAUGGAGGAGUUCAGUGAAGAAGCAAUGGCUAAGGGGAUCAAUGGAGUUGGGAGUGUAGAUGGAAAUGAGAGUGAUGACAAUGAAGCUGAAAACUCGAUGCGGUUCGAUUAUGUUGAGGGAUUGAGGAAACUGUUGGGGUCUUCAGUUAAGGACGUCAAAAGGGUUGCUGUUGCCACUCGUUUCCAGCGCUCUUUCAUGCAGCUUUUGUAUGACGCUCAGUUUGAAGAACUAUCAGCGAGGGAUUUAAUGCUGACAUCUGCAUUGAACUCAGAUUACCUCCUUACUUUGCCAAUAUAUGUCGACUGGAAGAAGGCUUCCGAGUCCAAUGCAAUAAUAUACAGGCGGGGAUAUGCAACUGAAAGGCAGAAGGGUCUACUACUUGUUGAAAAACUGGAGUACAUACAGUCCAAACUUCUACGAGGAAUCUUCUUCAUUGUAUCAAAACCAUUGGGGGAAAUUGGGAGCUGGAUAACAGAGUCAUUGAAAGUUGCUUCUCAGACACCAGAGGUACAAGAUUGGACUGAAAAAAUGAAAGUUUGGCUAAAGGAACUCUCUGUUUUUCAGCAAGCAUUUCGUACUAACGAACAAACAUCCGAUGAUAUGCUGGGGGUAGAUCAACUAUCAGAUAGGGAACUUCCGAUAUGGCUGGCAGCACAGAGAGCUGUAUCUCGUUAUGAAGGAAUAUUAUCACCAGUUGGACCCCGUGGAAGGCUCUUAAGGAAGUUGCUUUCAUGGAUUGGACUUAUUUCCCUUACCCCAGAAACACCAUUUGAGCUUGAUGGCGAUGCUAAUGCUUCUGAUCCUUAUGCAAGGCCCAUCUUCUUAUCAAGGAGAUCACUCAGUGACAUAUGGAGACCUGCUUCAUGGAAAUACUGUGAUAAGAAUAUUUGGAAAAUGUUGAAGACUUCUGUAUCCAUUCUUUUCUCAAAGUCAAUCCUCCAGGAAGCAGCAUAUCAAGAAUUGAUUUUGCUUUAUACCAAAGAACGAGUUGACAGGAACACUGAAGAUAGUGCUUCGGUUCCAUCGUUGCAGUUAAAGAUUUAUGAGAAAAUCCCUAUUCCGGAUCUACCAGUCAUCUUUCCCCACAAAAAGCUCUCUUUCCGUAUCAUAGACACGGUACGCUUGGACAUUGCUUCAACAUUGGCUCUUUCAGCGUACUUCAUAAACUACAAAUUUGUUAAUGUGUUAUCUUCGCCGUCAGCAAUAUAUCUUGAUGUGGUCGCUAUUAGUGCUCUUGUAAUAUAUAUCUCCCGUGUGGUUCUGGGAUACAAACAGACCUGGGAUAGGUAUCAACUUUUGGUCAACACGACGCUUUAUGAGAAAACCUUAGCUAGUGGAUUCGGCUCAGUUCAUUUUUUGCUGGAUGCUUCUGAACAGCAACAAUACAAGGAAGCGAUUUUGUCAUAUGCAAUCCUUCUCAAAGCUAAGGAGGGAAAGCUUACAAAUCGUGAGAGUGUUGGGGACAAAUGCGAAAGAUUUAUGUAUGAUGUGUUUAAAGUAAAGGUUGAGAUGCCAGUUGACAAGGCAAUUGCUACAUUAUUAAGACUGGGGCUUGCUGCAGAAACAAGUAUCGAUGGACGGAGUACUCUAGAGGCUAUUUCCUGUUCCAGUGCAUACGAUUCCCUUAAACAACGUUGGAAUAGUUUACUUGAUCAAGAUUGAUUUUUGCCAGCUCUUUAGCCAUACAAGUCAGGACAAAUGAUUCUGAAGAGUGAAGAGUGUAGGAGAAAUUUAUAGAAAAUAGGUGAUCAUGUAAUUGCAUAUGUAUAGUAUCAUAGCAAAAGGUUGGAAAUCUCUUCCGCCGGUAAUAAGAGCAUACUCUCUUCAUC
Fragaria vesca subsp. vesca is the source of this 2353-nucleotide messenger RNA. RefSeq lists its product as uncharacterized. The coding region runs from base 39 to 2186 and encodes 715 amino acids. Lineage: Eukaryota; Viridiplantae; Streptophyta; Magnoliopsida; Rosales; Rosaceae. The transcript has 14 exons. The record is from RefSeq and is a predicted model, not a curated record.